Molecule: messenger RNA, 2098 nt
Organism: Salvia hispanica
Lineage: Eukaryota; Viridiplantae; Streptophyta; Magnoliopsida; Lamiales; Lamiaceae
Source: RefSeq, a predicted model, not a curated record
CAAUAUUGUUGUUCAUAAACGGAGGUUAAGAUUGAUGAAUCCAAUUUCUAUGAGAUCGGUGUGAGUUUCAUUCGUUCCAUUUUCGAUGUUUAGCGGUCCAUAUUGGUUGUAUAACGCAACUAAACUUCUUUAUCUCGAUAAUCUAGUUUUUUUUUUUAUUUACAACGUAACUAUUUUUAUUGAAAGGUUCAACAACUCAAAGGGGUAGUCCAUGGAGUUGCGGAGUGGGUAAAAGUCAAUUGCGACCAACGUGUGACUGACUGGUACCAAUGAGGAUGUUUGGGAGCCAACAAGGAAACCACAAAAAUGAUAGUUUCGAGAAGAAGUCAGCUAUGACCAACAAGGAUGUAGAUCAUAUUUACCGGAGACCAAACAUACCACUGAACUAACCAUAUUUUUACAAAAUUUGGGUUAAUUUCUUCCUUUUCCACAUCCUUAAUAUAUAUUCCCUUCCAGUCUAACAUACUUGUAUCAAAUAUAGAAUAUUAAGUACUAUAUUAUUGAAAAAUUGUAAAAAUAGGUAAUAACGAAAGAAAAGAUUAUGGAGCACUAACGAAGUAAGAUUGCAUGAAGAGAAAAGAAGAUACUUCUAUGUGUUAUAGCAAAUUUAAUCACUAUUUAUAGAUGUUGAUUUAAAUUUUAAUAUAAAAUUUUAUUUCAUACUAAUAUUUUAUGACAAAUGAAACUACCUUAUUGGCUAAUGAACAGAUGAUAGAGAAAUCACUCUACCUCAUUCUUUUGGAUAGGCGUCUCCCGUCUCAAGGAAUUGGGAAGAGAUACCUGAUCAUGGAUAAACAUGGUUUUAUGGAAAUUAAUUGUUACGGACAAUGCACGAAUCUGAGUGAGGUUGAGGGGAUCAGCGGCCAGGCAUUCGACUCUACCAAGAAGCACUGCAAUUAAUGGGUCUUCUAUUCUUGCGAGGAAGGAGGGAUUGUCCACUCCGAUCCAUUCCCGCCGGUGAAUCUCAGAGGGUGCGACUCAACCGCAUACUGGAGCUCGAUGAUACCACGCCAAUCCAUGUACGGAGCAAUGGUCGUAUUUACGACUCGUUGCUUCACAGUGAUCACAUCCUGACAAUGACGCGGAUUGUGUUCAAAUCUGAAGAGAGGGCUGACUCAUCGUACGAGCUGAUUGCAGAGGGAAUAACGGAGACCAAUAUCGACCGUUACUUCAACUUUGGUAGCUGGAUCGACUGGGAUAACAAAAUCUAUGAUAAAUUGCCGCCACGCCCUUCCAGCAUGGUGGAGCCGUCGGCCAUAUAUGAAAACAAUCUACCUUUGAGGAGUUCUCAACGCUCGAACAUAGUAGAACCAUCAGUAAAUGAAAAUGCUCAACCUUUAAUGAGUUCUGAACAUUCGAAUGUAAUUGAGCGAUCAGUCAUUAAUGUGAACAAUCCUUUAAGGGGUUCUCAAUAUUCGACCUUAGUGGUGACAUCAAUCACAAAUGAUAACAAUAUACCUUUAAGGAAUUCUCCACACCCAAACAUAAUGGAGCCAUCAGUCAUAAAUGACAACAAUCCUUUUUUAAGGAGUCCUCAACAUUUUCACAUGGUGGAACCAUCAGUUGUAAAUGAGAACAAUAUACCUUUAAGUUCUCAAAAUCAAAAUACAGUGGAGCCAUUAGUAAAUGAAAACAAUCUAAGGGAGGCUGGAGAUCCGGAGAAAAACGAGAAUAACUUCCAGCAACGGAACCGGAGGGAGAGGAUCAUCCGCGCAUUGAACUAUUUAAGAUUCCGACGGCUAUCGAAUACGUCGGUUGAGAGCCGAGAGAGCAGGGUUGAGAGGGACACGGUUAUUCCCUCAUCUGUUCUACUCCUUGUGUUGGCCUUCCUUAUGGUUGGAUCCAUGCGUUUUGUUUUGUACAAUCAAUUGUUUUUAUUUGGUUGAGGGCACGCAAUUAAUUAAAUUUGUUCAUCAUGUAAUAAUAGUACUCCUAAGAUUUGUGGGUUUGCGUUGGAUAAUCAUGUGGUACAAUUUGUGUGAAUGUAAUUUGUAAUAAUAGCGACGAAUAGCGUCAACGCAUGUUAUUUGGAUUUGGUUUGUUGGAUCUAUUUUUCACUACUACUCCCUCCGUCCCAAUAAAUAUGAAACAUUUGGUU